AAGGUAACACACCGGAAGUUACGCCGUUGGUUGGCGCGAAUAAGGAACAAUAACAACAACAAAGCGGAUCUUCUUAAUUUAAUCAAGCUAUUAUCAUUAAAUUAUUAGCUAUAUAUGUAUAUUUAUUUCUUUAAACGCUGUGGGAACAUCUCGUUUAUGAUAAUAUGAACACUAAUAAUCUGAAAUAUUGUUUAUCUUUAUAACUUUGGCUUGUUUUAAUGUUAGUUAGCUAGAUAACCAGUGAGUCAGCUAACAGGCUCUCUCUGAAACUGACAGUAGCGUUAAAUAAACUGCUUUAUCUCAAGUAGUUUCUUAUUGACAAGCCAUACUAACGUUAAGAUAGUUCCCAAUGACUAGUUAGAGUUCAUAUUAAUUACUGUCAGAGUAGAAAAAGCCUCUUUAUUCUUCUGACAGUCCAUCAAAGAGGAGGAAGUUACAGGUUGAACAUGUCCAAAGGAGACACGGAAGGCUUCAUUGUGAAGUUUGUGGAAAGUAAUGGACUAAAAACAGAGUAUGCUGUCAAGGCUUAUGAGGCCAUCUUGGAGCUGCAGUCUGACAAGUAUUUGAAAACCAUCGAUGAAGAUGCUGUUUUACAGAUGGACCAGAAGGACAAGUCUCUGUUUGUCUUCAGCAGCUUCACCACCCCGGCCUUUUUGCACUGCAAAAAGCUUGGCUGCCGAGUGGUGAGUCCACUGGUGGUGUUGUACUGCCUGCAGCAGCAGCAUUGUGUCCCCAAAGCAGAGAUGCCCGUCUAUAACAUGACCAUGGCUGACAUCACUAUUUCUUGCACCAGCCUGGAUAAAGCAACACGGACAGAGGUGAUGGAUCUGGUGCAACUCAUGGGUGGACGGGUCUAUCUUGAUCUAAAUGUCUCUGUCACACACUUGAUAGCCGGAGAGGUGGGCAGCAAGAAAUACCUGGUAGCUUCCAGCCUGGGUAAACCCAUCCUGCUGCCCACAUGGGUCAACACCUGCUGGGAGAAAUCUCAGGACAGUCUUUUCAGAUAUACAGAUCUACCCAUUGAGGACUAUGUGUGUCCUGUGCUGCGUGGCUGCACUGUUUGUGUGACCGGCCUCUCCAGCACAGAGCGUAAAGAGGUGCAGCGGCUCUGUGAUCAGCAUGGAGCCAACUACACUGGUCAGCUCAAAAUGAAUGAGUGCACACACCUCAUUGUCAGUGAGCCAACCGGUCAGAAGUACGAGUGUGCAAGGAAGUGGAAUGUGUAUUGCGUGUCUCUGCACUGGCUGUUUGACAGCAUAGAAAAGGGCUUCUGUCAAGACGAGAGCAGGUACACUGUGGAGCGUAACUCAAAGACCAGUCGACCGCACACUUCCACCCCCACUGGCACCAACAAGAAGGAGGAGGGUCCAUCUCUGUUGGGCUUGAGCCACAUCUCUGUGAAUGCUAGCAUGACAAUAAAUGACACAGCUCUCACCAACGGCACCAUCAGCCGCCUGGAAGCUCCAGACACCAUAGAUACUCUGGAUCUCACCGUCUGCCCAGCUGAUGAUAUACUGGAUGGUUGUAAGCUGUAUCUGUGUGGCCUGCCAGGGAAGAAACUGGAGAAGCUGCGGCGUCUCGUGAACGCUGCAGGAGGUCUGCGCUUCAACCAGCCCAGUGAGGAACUCACACAUGUGGUCAUGGGAGAGCUGGACCAGGACCUCAAGAACUUUCUCUUCAAAGCAACACACAGACCUCAUGUAGUAACAGUGCAGUGGCUGCUGGACAGUUUCAACAAAGGCAGUCUCCUCCCAGAAGCGAGUUACCUCCACCCUGACUGUCUGCCUCCGGCUCCGGCUGCUGUAUCUGUGGCUGCCCGUCACACACCCGCCUCCCGGCACUCAGCUGGUCCCCCUGUGGCCAGUCCCAGCACCCCCAGGCACACGAGAGCAGAGGAAGAUCUGCUCUCUCAGUACAUGGAUGAUGACCCUACUGUAGUGGACAUGCCCCCACCAGCAGAGGUCAACAGCAGGAAGUCCAUCAGUACAUUUGCUGAACCCUGGGCACCAAACCACACCAGAGGACCAAAGCCAGACUCAACCCUGCAGGAAGCCAGCAAGGCAGGCCUGUUUUCCGGGAAAUGUUUCCUUCUUGUGGGCUUUGGCGCUGAGUCGGAGGCCCAGCUCUCGCUACUGGUGACAGAAAAUGGAGGCAGGAUGCUGAUGGGCCGUACACGUGUGGUGGCAGACUAUGCAGUGGUCCCACUGUUGGGCUGUUCAGUGGAGGCCACAGUGGAUGAGGUGGUCACUGAUACCUGGCUGGCCAUGUGUGUGGAGAAGGAGUGUGUUCUGCAGCUGUCCUCCAACCCUCUGUUCACACCAGUUCCUGUGAUGGACGAACGUUUUCCUCUCAAAGAUUGCGUUCUGUCUGUCAGCCAGUUCACCGGAGCAGAGAGGGAGUCUUUGGUGGAGCUGGCCAAGCACCUCGGAGCCAAUGUCCAGGAUUACUUUGUGCGCUUGGCCAACCAGAAGAAAGGGAUGCUGGCCAGCUCUCAUCUGGUGCUGCAGAGCCCCGACGGCACAAAGUACCAGGCGGCAAAGAAGUGGGGGCUUCCAGCCGUCACCAUGCGCUGGAUACUAGAGUCUGCUCGGACCGGCCAGAGGGCAGAGGAGGGACGCUUUCUAGUCGACCUGCCACCCUCGCCAGAGAGGGAUGACGAGAGUUUUGUCGGCGGUUCCCAGAAGCCUUCCAUGCCUCCACCAGCACGCUCAUCUCCAGAGAUCCCUCUGCUGGGUCUCCAGAGCGGUAAGGCCGUCACCCCGCUGGAUUUGGGUCGCUUCCGGAGCAAAGUGUUCCGCUCCGUGUUGGACGAGAAGAAGCCCAAAGAGGGUUUCAGCACCCCCAAACAAAACCAGGAGGGCGGCAGAAGGAACCCCCUUCAGAAGGAAGCCUCCCUGCAGCUGGACACUCCCUCCCGUUUCCUCAACAGAGACCAGCUGUUCAGACCCUCCUUCAAUGUUAAGGAUGCACUAGGAGCACUGGAGACUCCAGGAGGAAGAUCCAAACCAGGAGAGAGACCGGAGACUCCACUGACUGAAGUCAUCAACAGGAACCUGAAGGUGGCUCUCGCCAAUAGCGCCUCAGAUAUGCAAGCCAUGUCUGCUAGCCCCCAAUUUACCAAGACGACUGAGAAGGAGGUCCCAGAAAAAGAAGCCAGCCCUCUGACUGGUGUUGUCGUCUGUGUGGGAAAGAAACUGAGCAAAAUGCAGAGUGAACUGAAUGCCAUCGCUGCCUCGCUUGGAGCUGACUUCAGGUGGGCUUGUGACGAUACAGUGACACACUACAUCUACCAGGGCCGUGUCGGGGACAACACCCGGGAAUACAGAGGAGUGAAGGAGAGAGGACUGCAUGUGGUCUCCCAGUACUGGCUGCAGGCUUGUGCUGAGGAGCAGAAGCAUGUCUCCGAGUCUCUGUAUCCUUUCACCUACAACCCCAAGAUGAGUCUAACCCUCAGCCAGGUGCCCAACAGCACCCAGAGGUCUCCACCUUUUACACGAACCCAACUCAAAGACAUCACUGAGGUAAAGGACGACAAGUGUGAACACACAGAGGAAGCCACAACAUUACGCCGUGUUAGCGAUGGAAGCGUAGAUCAAGAAGAGAUGAAUGAUAGAAGUGGUAUUUCAGAGACUCUAGAAAUGAGAGAGAACCUGCAAAGACAACUCCAGGAGAUCAUGUCGGCCACCAAGCUGACGACAGGGAGGCGUACCUCAGUCAGGCUCAGCAGGAUGGGAUCGGGAGGGGCCGACUCGAGCCCCCACACACCUGACGGGAGCCGGGUCGGACGCUGCGGGAGCAGACGUACUCUGGAAGCUCUGAGGGUUCCCAGAGAAGCGGCUCUGGACAUAAACACAGAGCCGUCUCAGAGUGAACAGAUAGUUUGGGAUGACCCUACAGCCAGAGAGGAGAGGGCCAAGCUGGCUGAUAAUUUACAGUGGCCUGGUAGCCCCUCACAAUACUCUGAGCCCCUCGCACCUCCUCCUCCUGCAGAAAACGGCGCUCAGUUCAGGGACUCCAUGACGGACUCUGAGCUGGUGGAGAUGGCUGCUUGUGACGUCAUCGACCAGCACAUGGGCCAGAGAGUCACAACGGCUCCAACAGAGGAGCGAGAAAACGACAUCCUCACUCCUAAAGCCCCCAGCAUCGCCUUCCCUCUGGCCAACCCCCCGGUAGCACCGGAGCCACAGGAGGAGCGUGAGGAAGAAAAGCAGCCACCCAGAUUCCAGCUGUCCUCCCUCAGCCCUCAGGAACGCAUUGAUUACAGUCACCUCAUAGAGGAGCUUGGCGGUGUCGUCCUGGACAAGCAGUCUUUUGACCCCAGCUGCUCCCACAUCAUCGUAGGGACUCCUCUGCGCAACGAGAAGUACCUGGCAGCGAUGGCGGCGGGCAAAUGGAUCCUGCACCGCUCGUACCUGGAGGCCUGUCGCUCUGUGGAUCGCUUCAUCCAGGAGGAUGAGUACGAGUGGGGCAGUAGCUCCAUUCUGGAUGCGUUGCCCUCCAUCACCUCCCAGCAGAGGAGACUGGCGUUGGCGGCCAUGCGCUGGAGAAAAACCCUGCAGCGACGCUCUGAGCAAGAGGGAGCCUUCAGUGGAUGGACGGUGAUGCUGAACAUCGACCAGAACAGAGAAUCAGGCUUCAGGCGGUUACUGCAGUCUGGCAGAGCCAAGGUGCUGCCGAGUCCCUCCCCGUCCUUGUACAAGGAGGCAACUCACCUUUUUGCAGACUUCAGCCGGCUGAAGCCCGGAGACUUCAGAGUCGACGUGUCGGCGGCUUCCUCCCAAGGAGUCACAUGCUUGAAGCCAGAGUACAUCGCAGACUACCUCAUGCAGGAGCCGACCCCGCCUAUCGAGCUGUACUACCUGGCUGAAGCUCCCUCUGAAGAAGCUCCAGGCACUCCGUCACGUAAGCGCAAAGCAGCAGCCGAGACCUCCAGGCUGAAGAAAACACGUCUCAACUGAAAUGUCACCCCCUACCUAAAUAUUAUCACUAAAACAUUCCCAUAUCUGUGAAAAUGAUUGUAAAUAAGAUUUGUUUUGUAUCUAUGAUAUUAAAAAAUAAAGUGUAGCAUUUGUUUUGGUCA
Sebastes umbrosus (honeycomb rockfish) is the source of this 5080-nucleotide messenger RNA. RefSeq names its product DNA topoisomerase II binding protein 1 (gene topbp1). The transcript has 28 exons. NCBI's taxonomy places the organism in Eukaryota, Metazoa, Chordata, Actinopteri, Perciformes, Sebastidae. The record is from RefSeq and is a predicted model, not a curated record. Gene Ontology annotation, biological process: mitotic DNA replication checkpoint signaling; mitotic G2 DNA damage checkpoint signaling; DNA replication initiation. The coding region runs from base 447 to 4958 and encodes 1503 amino acids.